AACAGCAAGUUCGUAAGACGUAAACACACCUUCUCUUGAUAAGGAAAGUCGGCUUGGAGUUUCUAGAACACUAUGUAAAGCAGUAAGGCCAUCUUACGAAGCCGUGGCUAAAGGCGCAGUUGUACCUGGAGUUUCUCUUGUAACGUGUCGAACCACUGUGCUGGUAUCAUGCUUUCUAUGAUAGAAUCCUCCUCUUACGUCGGACAACUCCUAUGUUAGUCAGCGGAUCGUGAUUGUAAUAAGAAUAAGUCAAAUUAUCUUCAUGAAAUCCCUUUUGUCGCAGAAGAUCACAGAGUUUUCAGCGUAAGUAGAAGAUCUAACGACAUUACGAAUCUAUUUAGAAGUUAUAGAACAUCAGUCAAAAUAGGGAACAAAAUGGGCAGCAUCGAAAAGAUCCCCGAAGUUGCACCCGAUGCGAUCCCAACUGUGGAUAUCAGCGCCUUCACUGAUCCCAAUGCUUCAGAAGACGCUAAGCAGGCAGUAGUCGAUGCCGUACGACAUGCCUGCACUACCUAUGGCUUCUUCUAUCUCGCCGGUCACGGUGUGAGCCAGGAGAAGCGCGAGGGUAUCAUGGACUGCGCUAAGAGAUUCUUCGACCUUCCUCAGGAAGACCGCAUGGAUGUCUGGAUUGGCAAGUCCAUGGGCAAGUCUUUCCGUGGCUAUGAGCCCCCUGGAAUUCAGACUCACCAAAAGGGUCUUCUUCCUGACAUUAAGGAGUGCUUUAUCAUCGGCCAUGAAGUCCCCGCCGAUGACCCGGAGGCUGGUACCUUCUCGACCGGCCCCAACCUAUGGCCUAAGAACCUCAAGGAUGAGGAGUUCCGAACUCCUAUCAUGGACUACCAAGCUACUAUGCUUGCGCUGUCCAAGGUUCUCCUGAAGCUCCUCGCCCGUGGUCUUCCCAAGGCCUGGGGCCAGCCCCCUGAUGUCAUGGACGAUUUCGCCGUCAACCCCUCUAUGCCCAUGAGACUUCUACACUAUGCUCCCCAGGAGGUCCUCGACGAGCGACAGUUCGGCGUGGGUGACCACACCGACUUCGGUGGUAUCACCAUCCUGCUCCAGGAGAUGAACACGAAGGGUCUUGAGGUCUGGUACCCUCCUACCGAGACCUGGAUCCCCGUUCCUCCUAAGGAGAACACCUAUGUUAUCAACAUGGGUGACAUGAUGCAGAAGUGGACCGCUGGCUACUACCGCAGCGCCCGCCACCGGGUUAUCACCUCCGGAACUACUCACCGUUACUCUACCCCUUGGUUCUUGAACGGCCAGCUUAAGCUCAAGUGUGAGGCCCUCGACGGCUCUGGUGUCGAGACUAUUGUUGGCGAACACAUCCGCCAGCGUCUCAUUGCUACCAUGCCGGAGGCCGGAAAGGCACUCAAAUAGACUCAUUGUGACUAAAUAUCGAGUGAAGUUUGAAGGGAACAGAGAGAUAGCUACCCCUUUCCCUUACUUUAUGCGCGCAAGCGCUAGUGUGUAACUAGUUGUAGAUUGCUGGUGGGAGGAUUGUUGUUCCGGUUUAUAAUUCAUCAGGGACAUAUUCUUUCCGCAAUUCUCUUUUGUAUAGGUACCAACUAGGUUGUUAGAAAUAAGCGGCUCAAUAAAAUCUAUGAUAAACA
Molecule: messenger RNA, 1610 nt
Organism: Annulohypoxylon maeteangense
Lineage: Eukaryota; Fungi; Ascomycota; Sordariomycetes; Xylariales; Hypoxylaceae
Product: Clavaminate synthase-like protein
Exons: 3
Coding region: 376-1377 (333 amino acids)
Molecular function (GO): dioxygenase activity
Source: RefSeq, a predicted model, not a curated record